GCCAUGAGAUAGGCAGUCUUAAUAUCAUAAUGCAAUGAGCAAGCUGAGCUAUAUAUCCAACAUUAUUUGGCAUGGUCAUUAUUUGAGAGUAUCCAUUUGGGGCACUCUCUAUAAGUUCUCAGUAUGAUUUCUUUUUUUCUCAUUGUUUUAUAGCCGUGAUGCCAUUUGAGAUGAAGAAUCAAACAGAUGUCACCAAAUUAAUCUUCUUGGGAUUUUCCAACCACCCCAAUCUACAGGGGUUGUUCUUCCUGAUCUUCUUGGUCAUUUACCUGACAACUCUCUUGGGGAACACACUGAUAAUAAUGGCUGUCAGGGUCAGUCCUGCCCUCCAAACUCCUAUGUAUUAUUUCCUCAGCAACCUCAGCUUCUUGGACAUCUGCUACACAUCCACCACCAUCCCAGUCAUGCUGGUGAACUUAUUGCGGGAGAAGAAGACCAUCUCGUAUGAGGGCUGCCUUUCCCAGAUAUUCUUCCUUGUGACAUGUACUGGCACUGAAUGUGUCUUAUUAGCUGCUAUGGCUUAUGACCGCUAUGUAGCCAUCUGCCACCCUCUUCAAUAUCCAGUCCUCAUGAGUGUGAAGGUCUGUUUGUGUUUGGUGAUUGGAUCCUGGCUGUGUGGGCUGGUGAAUUCUCUGACACAUACAGUGCUGGCAGCCACACUCACUCUGUGUGGACCCAACCAAAUCAGCCACUUCCUCUGUGACAUCCCACUGCUCCUGAUGCUUUCCUGCUCAGACACCUCCAUAAAUGAGUAUGCACUCCUUGCGGCCAGUGCCACCAUUGGCCUGAGCCCCUGCCUAUUUACUGCAGUGUCCUACAUACUCAUCAUCUCUGCCAUCCUGAGGAUUCCCUCUGCUCAGGGCAGAAGCAAGGCCUUCUCUACCUGUGCUUCUCACCUCACUGUAGUGGUGGUCUUCUUUGGAAUGGCCAACUUCAACUACAACAAACCCAGUGUAGGCUACAACCUGGACAUGGACAUCCUGGUCUCUGUGCUGUUUUGCAUUAUGACCCCCAUGUUGAACCCCAUCAUCUACAGCCUGAGAAACAAAGAGGUCAAAGGGGCCCUGAAGAGGCUGGCUGGAGGGCAUGGAUUCUCUGCUAAGAUCAGUGAUUAG
Loxodonta africana (African savanna elephant) is the source of this 1115-nucleotide messenger RNA. RefSeq names its product olfactory receptor 5V1-like. The transcript has a single exon. The record is from RefSeq and is a predicted model, not a curated record. Gene Ontology annotation, cellular component: membrane. Gene Ontology annotation, molecular function: olfactory receptor activity; odorant binding; G protein-coupled receptor activity. Lineage: Eukaryota; Metazoa; Chordata; Mammalia; Proboscidea; Elephantidae. Bases 159 to 1115 code for a protein of 318 amino acids. Gene Ontology annotation, biological process: G protein-coupled receptor signaling pathway.